UAUUAGCUGGCUGCUAUGUCUUGUGAUGUUGACCUUGUUAGAAAAGUUGUUUAACAGUUUUACGAGAUCAAUAUUAAUACCUCUGUUAGUGUUUCCAUUUACUUUAAGGUUACAUGUAAAAUACAAAUGACUAGAACUGUAUGAAUAAAUGUAUGACUUGUUUCACUGAGUCUUACCUGCUGACCCCAGGCCUUCUUCACAGAAGAUAUUUCAACUCGUCACAGUAGAAAGAGCAUGUAAAGUGAAAGUAUACUGGCUCACUGUGAUGAAUACGAGAGAAGCUUUGUUUAGUAACAUCUGUGCUUUUACUGCUAUAAAAAAUUAAAGUGUCUGCUGUGGAAAAAAGCAGUCGGGGAUUAACGCCAUUGCUAAAGGUUCACCACCUCAGUCAUCAUUCAUUGUACUGCUGGCGGGGAAGUCCAGCUGGCAGCCGUCGUAAACCAGCUUCUUUCACUUUUAUUUCUAUCGGCAGUCGUCAUUUUGGGAAAAACCACAAAAUGUCAAAUUUAAUGAUGGGUUCCAGUUUUUUCAAGUCCAUCUUUUUAAGACACUGACAUGCCCGUACUGCACAGUGGAACAGUUUUGGUAAUUGUCCUGUCUAUACAGGCAAUUUUAAGUGAUGGGGAAUAAAAACCACAAUCUCCGCUCCAAGCAAAAAUGCAUGUCCGGUGUGUAAGAUGUAGGGAGUUCUAUUUACAGAAUAUGUAAAUCAUUUGCACAGCACAUGUUUUUCUAAACCAUAGGCCAUUCAUGUUUUAUUUUGCAUUUCACUGCCACCAGGUGAAGAUGUUCCAGUUAGCAACUACACUGCUAGAUGUCAUUAAAUCCUAGACACUGGUCCUUUUUAAGUUUUAGUGUUUUAAAUAUAUAGAUUUUGUUCUUGGUACCACAGGGGUUUUAGACCACCGGGAAGAGGAGGUUUUCAGGGGAUUUAGGGGGGAAUGCUGAUGGGGAGCCGAGCUACUGUCAUGCCAGAACUGGAGCUGGCCUUCUCUCUGAAGAUAUGGUAAAAAAUGAAAAACAAUCUUAUUUAAAAUCUGUUUACUUCUUUAGAAGUAGAAAGUCAGAUGUGCGUGCAAUGUGCGUAUGUUGUGGUGAAAACUACCUUUUUAGUGAAAUUCAACUGAACAGCUUCCUUUGUUUAGUUUGGUCCGAUUGAUAUCCAAAUAAACAAUUACGCUGAAAAUAGCACAGGAGGCAUCUAGCAUGUCUGUACAGGACAAGCUGGUUACAGGGAAAUGGUUCAUUCAGGGUGUUACGGGGAAUGUAGCACAGGUUACGUGACUUAGUUCAGCGGACUCUUAGUUUAGCUGACUCACAUGUUUAUACACCCAUGCUUUAAACAUACAGUUCUGUUCUGUCACUGCAACUUAUUUACUUUUAGGUUUUUGUAACUGAUCCAGAAUUUAAAGAUGUUAAAAGGACUAUUUUCAGCUUGUUUUUAAUAUACAGCAUCCACUUUAACAACCGACUUUGAAUGUAGAAAAUUGUAAGGAUGUUAAUAAUUACACCCUAAUCCACAAGUUGCCGUUUAAAAACUUCUACGUGCUGACUGCGUGGAAGCAUAAUAACAUAAUUUGCGAGUAGAGUACAGUAAGUUGGGAUCAAGAGACUCCAAUCUGUCAUUUUCUGUCUUGUGUGUCCUGGUAACCUUCACAUCACCAAGGGUUUAAUUACUGCUGAGCAAACCACAGAGAUGCCUCAUGGGGAGGGGAGAUGAGAGAGAGACGAGGUCGAGUAAAAUCAGGUGAGACGGAGCAAAAACAGGAAGUUGUAAGCGAGCCAAGCUCAGACACGUAGCAGCAGAAUAUUGAGAUAAGAGACCUGAGUGAAGAGAGGGGAGGAAGACACCCUGCCAGGAUGAGAUCUGCACCAACAUGAGUAUGAACUGUGAGAGGGGAAGUACCUGGGUCGGAGGUGGGCAUCAAAGUGUGCUCUGAUCAAAGGAGUGUGUGGUGGCUUGGUAUUUAUUUCUUAACUUGCUGGACUCAGAUGAUCGUGCAGAGCAGCACACACCACAUGGACUGUGAUUAUUCUGUUAAAUAUUCAUCCACAAGUUACAUCUUGCCAUCACUGAGCUCCCAAGCCAACUCCAUCCACCACCAACCCCCCCGCCAUGACAGGGGAUGUUGUCCAAGCUCCCCAGCAGGGGGACCCAGCUGCUGCAACACCCAGUCCUGGCACCACCCCUGGAGACCCCAUGGAUGUAGAAUGUCCCAUCUGCUACCAGGAGUACAACCAGUACAACAAAUGCCCCCGGAUGCUAGAGUGCCUCCAUGUUUUUUGCACAGAGUGCCUCCAGAGGAUCCAGCUCUGCCCAUGCGAACCCGCCGACCCCCGCAGCCCAUCAGCCAUCCCAUGCCCCCUCUGCCGCCACCUCACCCCUCUGGAGGCCGGUGAUGCCGUCUCCUUGCCCUGUAACUCCAGCAUCCUGGCCAGGCUGCCCCCCGUGGCUUUCCGCCUGCCUGUGACCAUGUCAACCCACCUGGCCAGGGUCACCCAGAGAGUGGUGCUCUCCCUGGAAGGCGACAGCAGGGACACCCGCUUCAUUAUCCUGCCCACCGUCAGCCUGCGGGUGCAGCAGAUGCACCCAGACAGCCUGUACGGCACGGCGCCAGGCCUGGUGGGUGAAGAGGAAGUCAUACAGCAGAGCAGGAAAACGCUGUUCUGUGUGCAGCUGCUGGCUGUCGUCUUCUGGGUGCUGUUUGUGAUCACCUGCGUGGUCGGGGUGGUGUUUGGGCCACAUUUCCUGAACAGGAAACUCUGACAGAAGGCAGGGUUUAUCUUCUUUUUAAAGCAGGUGUAGUUAUUUAUAUAAAGUCAUGAUAGAAGCUACAGGAAAAUGAUUUUAGUUAUAUUUUUAUGAGUAUAUUUUAAAGUGUCAUUAUGGGACCAAUUCUCCUUUAAUUUCUAAAUAGCACCACUCACACCAAUCCUUCCUCACUGUACUGCAUAAAUGUAACUCUUUUAUUAAUGAUAGACUGAUGAAGAGUUCCCUCUAGUGGUUUAUCCUGAAAUUAAAGGGCUGGAUUAAAAACUAAAUGUGCUUUCUUCUCCUUAUACAGCUGAUGACGGUCCUGCCAAUUCAUAAACAGAAUAAAGGUGGCCUACAUAACACAUUAAACCGUGUCACAGGUGUGUACAUUUAGAAUACUCUGUGCUCCUGGAUAUAUAUUUAAUUUAAUAACUGUCAAUGGCGGCAAAACAAUGCCGUCUUAUGUGGGUAACAGUGUUUGGCAGGCUGUCGGAUUGGAUAAUGUGUUUCCUUCUCUGUGUACUUUCUUUAUUAACUGUAUGAAUCUCUUUUGUGUUUCUUAAUGGCGAUUGACUGAUCUAUUUAUCCCUGUUCAUAAGUUAAAGUGGCCCACAAUCUGAUAACUUGGUUCCUAUUGAGCGUUUGUAGUAAUUAGGUGAAAAACUUUGUGAAUCUGCAUCAUGUAAAUUUUGCUAACCAAGACAGAACUCAUCUUGAUGCCUCAAUUCAAAGUAAUACUUUUACCUGUCAGCUUAAUUGUAGUACUUUUUACUUCAUUACAUCUGUCAUUAAAGCUGUAGUUACACAUGUUUUAAAGGUUUUAAUGAAGUAUGACGCCUUAUUUGAAUGAAUAGUUACAUCACUAUAAUAAAAAUAAACAACAUUAAUACAUUAAUUUACUGAUUUAAUUAGUGAUUAUUACUGUUUCCCCCUUCUCUCCUCUCCUGCACAUUCCUCUGCUCAUACUUGUGAAUACACAGCACACUUUCAUAUACAUAAACAUACAAACAUGAAAUAUUUAUAUGUUGUUCUCCCACUAAAUAAUUAUUAAUCUGCACCAAAUUCAAAUCAUAACCUGCUUUUAUGUUUUACUGUGUUGAUUAUAGCCUGUAUAUUUUCUCCCAUCUAUGUCUGUUUGAGUUGUUUGCUUUGUUGUACUACGUCCCACUGCACUUAUAACAUUUGAUAUGCUGUUUGUUUGUUUUUUACAUCAAUGUGACAGAAAAAACUUUAUUUUACUUCUAAUAAAUAAGAUUUG
Molecule: messenger RNA, 4013 nt
Organism: Larimichthys crocea (large yellow croaker)
Lineage: Eukaryota; Metazoa; Chordata; Actinopteri; Sciaenidae
Product: RING finger protein 223
Exons: 3
Coding region: 2117-2767 (216 amino acids)
Biological process (GO): protein ubiquitination
Molecular function (GO): ubiquitin protein ligase activity
Source: RefSeq, a predicted model, not a curated record